AUGCUUGUGAAGUUUCCUAUCAUGUCCAUUCUCAAUUCUUCAGAAAUUGAGAUCACCACCUUCUUCCUGAUUGGAAUCCCAGGCCUGGAGUAUGCUCAUGCGUGGAUCUCCAUCCCCAUCUGCCUCAUGUACCUGGUGGCCAUCCCGGGCAACUGUACCAUCCUCUUUGUGAUCAGGACUGAGCCCUCACUCCAUGCUCCCAUGUACUAUUUCCUUUCCAUGUUGGCCAUCUCUGACUUGGGCCUGUCCCUCUACUCCCUCCCCACCAUGCUCCGGAUCUUUGUGUUCAAUGCCACAGGAAUCUCCCCAAAUGCCUGCUUUGCUCAAGAAUUCUUUUUCCAUGACUUUACCAACAAGGAGUCCUCAGUGCUUCUGUUCAUGUCUUUUGACUGCUUCUUGGCCAUACUCAACCCCCUUAGAUACAGCUCUAUCCUCACCAGUGCCAGAGUCGCCAAAAUGGGACUGGUGUUUCUCAUUAAAAGCAUGCUCCUAGUGCUCCCAUUUCCUUUCACUCUGAAAAGACUGGCAUAUUGCCAGAAAAGCCUCCUUUCUCACUCCUAUUGUCUCCAUCAGGAUGUCAUGAAGAUGGCCUGCCCUGACAACACAGUCAACUUUUUCUAUGGUUUCUUUGUUGCACUCCGUAUGAUGUCAGACAGCAUGUUCAUUGCUGUCUCCUAUGUGUUCAUCCUGAAGACUGUGAUGGGCAUCAGAUCCCACAAAGAGAGCCUCAAGGCCCUCAAUACCUGUGCCUCCCACAUCUGUGCUGUGCUUACCUUCUAUGUACCCAUCAUUUCUUUAGCAUCCAUGCACCGCUUUGGCAAGCACAAGUCACCUAUGGCCAUGAUCCUUAUUGCGGACAUCUUCUUGCUAGUGCCACCGUUGAUGAAUCCCAUUGUGUACUGUGUAAAGACACAGCAAAUUCAUGAAAAGGUUCUAGGAAAAUUAGGUCUAAAAUAA
Messenger RNA from Mus pahari (shrew mouse), 957 nucleotides. Its product is annotated as olfactory receptor 51A7-like. Gene Ontology annotation, cellular component: membrane. Lineage: Eukaryota; Metazoa; Chordata; Mammalia; Rodentia; Muridae. The transcript has a single exon. The coding region runs from base 1 to 957 and encodes 318 amino acids. Gene Ontology annotation, biological process: G protein-coupled receptor signaling pathway. The record is from RefSeq and is a predicted model, not a curated record. Gene Ontology annotation, molecular function: G protein-coupled receptor activity; olfactory receptor activity.